GACACAGGUGUGUACAUGUCCUCCGUGUUUUAAAACAAUUACCUUCAAAAAUCUUUAGAGAAAUGUCCCAGGACCUUGCAAAUGUGUUGGAAGAAUGGACAAGUUUAGAGGAAGAAUUCCAGCAGUUUCAGGAGGCACACAAAUUAUAUCUGCAAAAAUUGGAUGAAAUUUCAAAGCUGCAAAAUAAUUGUUCUUCCACAAUUUCUCAUCAUCGUAAAAGACUAGAUGAGCUGUCUCACCAAGUGAAAAGAUUUAAUAAUGUAUUAUCACCAGAAGACUCAAACACAGUGGAUGCAAUAAAAGAGAAAAUUAAAACACGACCAAAUGUUUUAUCUGAAAUGGAGGCUUUCCUUCCUAAGAAAAAUGGCCUUUAUCUCAGCCUGGUUCUCGGGAGUGUCAAUAUCACCCUCUUCAGCAAACAGUCAAAAUUUGCCUACAAAGAUGAAUAUGAGAGAUUCAAGCUGUAUCUCACAGUUCUCCUCCUGCUGCUGUCCUUCACAUGCUACUUCUUUGUCAGCUACAGAUUUGUUGAUGCAAUACUAAACUUCUUGUUGGUGUGGUAUUAUUGCACAUUAACCAUCAGGGAAAGCAUCCUCAUCACCAACGGUUCCAGAAUUAAAGGCUGGUGGGUUUUCCAUCACUACAUAUCAGCGUUUCUUUCUGGAGUCAUGCUGACAUGGCCAGAUGGCAAACUCUACAUGGUGUUUAGGAACCAGUUUCUUGCUUAUUCCUUGUAUCAAAGCUUUGUUCAGUGUCUGCAGUGCUAUUAUCAGAGUGGAUGUCUGUAUCGACUUAAGGCCCUGGGAGAAAGACAUAACAUGGAUUUGACUGUGGAGGGUUUUCAGUCCUGGAUGUGGAAAGGACUGACGUUUCUUUUGCCCUUCCUGUUUUUUGGUCAUUUUUGGCAACUCUUCAAUAGCAUUUCUCUUUUUAACAUGGCUCAGCUCCCAGAUUGUAAAGAAGGACAGGUGAUGUUGUGUGGUCUUUGCUUCCUUAUUUUGUUCUUGGGAAACUUCUUAACUACUGUUGCUGUGGUUCGUCAGAAGAUGAAGAGCAGAAAUCAAAAAGCAAAGAAGCAUUAAAAAUUACAUUACAAAGUCUUGACAUUUGUUAUCUUAAGUCUACAGAGAUUGUCAACUUUGCUGAAUCAUUAAAGUACUUUAUAUAUUAUUCUCUAAAAUAGUACAAUUAAAAUACAAUGAACCAGGUU
This is a messenger RNA of Periophthalmus magnuspinnatus, 1210 nucleotides long. Its product is annotated as ion channel TACAN-like. The transcript is spliced from 12 exons. Gene Ontology annotation, biological process: fat cell differentiation. Bases 63 to 1082 code for a protein of 339 amino acids. The record is from RefSeq and is a predicted model, not a curated record. Lineage: Eukaryota; Metazoa; Chordata; Actinopteri; Gobiiformes; Gobiidae. Gene Ontology annotation, cellular component: membrane.